AGGCUGCCGCCAGGGCACAUUGCAAAGUGCCAUUUGAUGCUGUGGCUCUCUCAUUGUGCUGUGGGCUUGGCCGUAUAAUAGUUUGAUAGAUCGCUGCGGAAAGACGAGCGCGCAGUCGAAUUGCAUUGCUGCGAAGGACUAAUUUUGGUCAUACACAAGAGCUCUGGCUCUGCAAGCAGCAGCAAUGCAACCUUGCAGCACGGCAGUACUGCUGCUGCAACUGCUCGCCGCCACGAGCACGAGUCAUGCACUCGAUGCAGACGCCGCGGCCGCCGCGUGGUCCACGCAAAGAGGAGUACACGCCCCGAAGCUCGCCAUCCGCACGACGACUGACAGUGUAGGCGGCCGCGGGCUCUUCGCGACGGAUGCCGUACGCAAGGGCGAGGUCGUGGCAUCAAUCCCGAAGGACCUGGUCUGGCGCGCGCCGGCCCCGGCGGACCUGCCGCCCGAGGGCCGCGCCUGGCAGACGCAGCUCGCCACUCAACUUUUACUGGCGGCGGCCGCCGGCGAGGAGGCGUGGGCGCCGUGGCUCGAUGCUUUGCCGACGGACUUCGACGCCUUCGCGUACCUGGACUGCGAGGACGUGGACGGCUGGGUCCAAGAGACGGCGCAACGAUGGGGCCUGCCCGCGGACCGGCUCGCGGAGACGCUCGGCGAGCGCCGCGGCGCCUACGCGCGGCGGGCCGCCUGGUUCUUUUCUGCAGAGGGCCCGGCGGCGCUGUGCGGGGCGUCUCCACAAAGUUUCCGCCUGGCCUACUGCCGCGUGCUCUCGCGCGCCGUGACCGUCGACGGGAAGGGGUGCAUCGGCCUCGUGCCGUUCUACGACUUCCUGAACCACGGCCGCUUAGGCAGCGAGGCGAACGUCGAGCUUCUGACGUACGGCCAGGCCGUGCGCCGCGCCGGCGACGCGUCGGGCGCCGAGGGCUCGUUCCUCGACCUCGACGACAUGUUGCUGGUUGCGACGGCCGACAUCGAAACGGGGGCCGAGCUGCUGACGGGAUACGCCGACGCGGGCGCCGACGAGGACGGCUACCGCGUCAAGCUGCUGCUCCAGUACGGCAUCUGCCUGCCUCCGGCCUAACUUUAUUGUGUGAC
Messenger RNA from Pelagomonas calceolata, 1095 nucleotides. The record is from the annotation of a GenBank genome assembly. NCBI's taxonomy places the organism in Eukaryota, Pelagophyceae, Pelagomonadales, Pelagomonadaceae.